AUGGACAAUCCAAAUGAUCCCCCGCUAGACGAGAUCCAAUGGCGGUCUCCCCAAACCCUCGCCAGCAUGGGCGGCCUGCAUUCCAACACAAUCCUCUUCUACUUCGCCGAGUCGCCCUUCUUUGAGCGCACGUCCAACAACGCCGUCAUCACCAGCCAGGCUAUGAACAACAUCGCCAUGUACCACUUUAUCCAGACGCGCGAGGCAUUCGAGGGCCGCUUAAAAACCAUGUCGGGGCUGGAGUUCAUCGUCGGCGAGGAACCUGCCGAGACGGGGCCGGGCAUGGGCACCGGUGUCUGGGUGAUUCGCAAGCAGACGCGGAGAAAGCGCUACCAGGAAGAGGACGAGAUCACGGUCCACGCGUCGUUCUUCGUGGUGGGCGAAAAUAUUUACAUGGCACCCACGCUGGCGGAUAUCCUGGCGUCAAGAAUCAUGACGAUAUCGUCGGCCAUUUCAAAGGCCCUCCCCGCAGCGGAGAGCGUGCGCAAAUGGCGCCCGGCAAUGGGCCACGUAUACCAGCUCCCCGCGAAUCAAGCCGCCGCCGGCCGCGCCAAGGGCCAAGACUCGAAGGAGGACACGCCGCUACCAGACACCGCGGCCAAGCCUGCUGCCGCGGCGCAAAAGAACGACGAGGUGCCGAUGGAGAGGGCGGCAGAGGAGGCGUUCAUGGCACACAUGCGACACGGGGGCGAGUACAUUGACGAAAAUGCCAUUACGGGACGGCCGGGCGAAUUCCACCUCUCGUCAACGGGCAGAAAGGUGGUUGUGCCUCUGCCGAAGAAGGGGCCGGACGGCGUCGGCGCUAUGAACGGCCCGGCGGCCAUCAGCACAAAAGUCGAUGCGAAGAAGGAGGGGAAGUCGGGGCGGACGCCGAAAUCUGCUUCCACGCCUGGCAAGUUGAAAAAGAAAAGGAGCAAGAUGAGUGCUACAAAUACGCCAGUGGCCACAUGA
Metarhizium robertsii ARSEF 23 is the source of this 951-nucleotide messenger RNA. RefSeq names its product mediator of RNA polymerase II transcription subunit 6. Gene Ontology annotation, cellular component: core mediator complex; mediator complex. NCBI's taxonomy places the organism in Eukaryota, Fungi, Ascomycota, Sordariomycetes, Hypocreales, Clavicipitaceae. The transcript is spliced from 2 exons. The record is from RefSeq and is a predicted model, not a curated record. Bases 1 to 951 code for a protein of 316 amino acids. Gene Ontology annotation, molecular function: transcription coactivator activity. Gene Ontology annotation, biological process: regulation of transcription by RNA polymerase II.